Molecule: messenger RNA, 363 nt
Organism: Puccinia graminis f. sp. tritici CRL 75-36-700-3
Lineage: Eukaryota; Fungi; Basidiomycota; Pucciniomycetes; Pucciniales; Pucciniaceae
Exons: 2
Coding region: 1-363 (120 amino acids)
Source: RefSeq, a predicted model, not a curated record
AUGCCCCUGGGGAUUCUUGCACUUCUCCACUCCACAAUGCUUCCUUACUCCAAUUUGUUGUCCGGGGUCACUUGCUUGAUGGUCUUGUUGGUAGUCAGAGGUCCUCCCCCCUCUUCUCUCUCCUCCUCUCUGAAUUCCUACUCCUCCGGCUGUCCCACACAAUCUCUUCCUCACUUCCCAUGCUGUCCUCCGCUUUCACUCCCUUGCACUCCGCUUGCCACCCCUCCAACAUUGCCCAGUUACUGCCUUGCUCUGGCUGCUAGCCAGACAGGUAUCCCACCACCGCUUCUGCCUCUUGGUGCCCCCACUCCCUCUGAGCCCCUCUGCAGCACGCAUCAACCCCCGGUCCGCAGUUGGAUGUGA